Suillus bovinus is the source of this 2901-nucleotide messenger RNA. RefSeq names its product ANTH domain-containing protein. Gene Ontology annotation, molecular function: 1-phosphatidylinositol binding; clathrin heavy chain binding; phosphatidylinositol-4,5-bisphosphate binding. The coding region runs from base 16 to 2688 and encodes 890 amino acids. The transcript is spliced from 10 exons. NCBI's taxonomy places the organism in Eukaryota, Fungi, Basidiomycota, Agaricomycetes, Boletales, Suillaceae. The record is from RefSeq and is a predicted model, not a curated record. Gene Ontology annotation, biological process: vesicle budding from membrane; clathrin coat assembly; clathrin-dependent endocytosis. Gene Ontology annotation, cellular component: clathrin-coated vesicle; clathrin-coated pit.
CAUCAUCUUCGAGCAAUGUCCAGCUUCGACAAGACAGUCAAGUUAGCUUGCAAACCAAAGGCGGCUCCUCCAAAGGCAAAGUACCUGGAUCCUAUAAUUGCUGCUACUUGGUCAGAAGAUGGCGCUGUCCAUGACGUUUGCAAAGCGCUCGUUCCCCGCCUUCGCGAACCUAAUGCAAUCGUUGUGUUCAAGGCACUAAUCGUACUCCAUACCAUGAUUCGCAAUGGAGCAACAGACAACCGAAAUGUCUCUGCCGGUAACUGGGAAGGAUACAACGCUCCCCAGAAUCUCCAGCACUAUGCUAUUUAUUUGGAUUCCCGCAUACGCGCAUAUCGUGAUUUGAAGCAUGAUGCAAUCCGCGUUCAGGCAGAGUCAAAUCGUGACAUGCGCGUCAAUAACUCCAUCGAAGAGGAUAUGGCAUACUCCAGUGCCCCAGCCCCAAAGUCAUCAUCCACCAAGUCCAAGGUGCCUCAAAGGAGUAAAACAAUUAUGGGAAGGAAAUUGCGCGUCAUGACAGUGGACAAGGGUCUACUCCGGGAGACCAAGACUGUGCAAACAAUGAUUGACACCCUGGUAGAGUGCAGGUUCUAUCUCGAUGAUCUGGAAGACGAAUUGACUAUUACUGCGCUCCGCAUGCUCGUCAAGGAUUUACUCAUUCUUUUUCAGGCCGGCAAUGAAGGUGUCAUUAAUGUAUUAGAACACUAUUUCGAGAUGUCAAAAAUUGACGCUGAGCAGGCGCUCUCCAUAUAUCGUCAUUUCUGCACUCAGACAGAACGAGUGGUCGAGUACCUGGGCGUCGCAAAGAAAUUGCAGAAUCUACUCAACGUUCCUAUCCCAACAUUGAAGCAUGCAAGUAGAGCCCCUGUGUCGUUGGCGGGUGCACUUCAAGAAUACUUGAACGACCCCAAUUUCGAGCAGAACAGGAUUGAGUACAGGACAAAUAAGGAAGCUGCCGACAGAGAUGGCAAAAAUCGCAGUGCUCUAUCUUCGGCGCCUAAAGCCUCAUCGUCGCAAGUAACCUCCACUGCAUCCACAUCUACCCCAUCAGAUGGGCCAUCCACUCAAGCUCCAUGUCCUGUACCCAAGCCUGAAACUUCUCAGGCUAUGGCAGACUUCUUUGCUUCUGUAGAGGAAGAUCAACCUGCCAUGUUCAAUCCUACGAGUAGCAGCUCGACGUCCAACCACUUCCGUCAACAGCCGGCGUCCAAUCCUUUCGUUCAGCGACAAAUGACGGGUGCUUUCCAAGGUCAACCUUUUGGUUUCCCUGGUCAAAUUCAACCGCAGGCUACUGCCUUCCCUCAGUCCUUCCAGUCAGUUCAGCCCAACACCUUUAGUCAGCAAUCGCCAUCCACUCAACACCAACAUCGACCUUUCUCCACCUUCUUACAACCACAACCUACUGGAUUUGUAAUGCCACAAGGCACAGGUUUCUUGCAGCCGCAAGCUACCGGCGCAAACCCAUUCAGACAGAGUAUGAUGAUGAUGCAAGGGACUGGUUCACCUGCUUUCAACUUUGGGGCAACGAACGCCUUCUUGCCCCAAUUGCAACCUGCUGGACAAACCAACGCACCAUUCCAGCCGGCUUCCCAGCCUCAGCCGUCGUGGUCUUCGAACGGAUUUGCUGUGCAAACGCCUUCCACAAGUACACAAUUUGGACAGAUCAAUGGAGCGCGCACAUCAUUUGACGUCCCUACUCGACCUGCUUCGACUCCCCUCACAACUUUUGGCACAACACAGGCCUCUUCGACCUCGCCACCAGUAGCACAACCUGUCAAACCUCAUCAGACUGGUUCACGCAAUCCGUUCGGAGUGCCAAUCACGCCAGCCCCGCCAGUACCAAAGCCACCAACACUGAUGGAGCUGGCCACGGCUAUCGGAAGCUCGAAUAAUGUUCCGCCUGCUGAUUUUGCACCACCUCAGACUCAACGACCACAACAGACGAGCUUUUUUGGGCCCCCAGGCGCUUCUGGUGGCGAGUCAUCGAUAUCGGGUGUUGCCUCGUCCUUUACAUUCGGCCAAAAGUCAGAGGACAACAAAUUCAGCACUAGCGAUUCUGGAAUAGUUAACACACAGACCACCAUGGCCGCAUCGACUGCAUCAGAUUCUUUGUUUUCUUCCUUCUCUCCACUGUCCACGCAACCUACGAGUGCUACCACUCCUUCCAUGUCGCCUUCGAGUGACCAGCUAAAACCCCAAAUGACUGGUUUUAGUGGCAUUAAGCCAUUUAAACCCACAUCGUCCUUUGGGGCUUCCUUGUUAGAAUCACUACCUCCAAUACCACAAUCCGGUCCCACUACUCCUAGUGUCACUGGUAUGCCCGGUAAUUUCUCUUCCCCACCAGCCUCGAGCGGGAUAGCUUCUGCUUUUGGCGCUAGCGUUUCAAGCAUCGGACAGCUGCCCGCUGUUGGUUCACACCCAGAGAUAAAACCCACGCUUGGGGUAGGUCUCAGACCCCAAGCAACCGGUGGAGCUAACCCUUUCAGGGCUACGAUGUAUACUACAUCUUUGCCCAAUGCCGGAGGUGGAUCUGUGUUGCCCAUUAUGGGUUCGCUGCCACAGUUUAGUGGAACCAAUGAAUCCUCACCCUUUGCAUCCAGUUACGGAAGGAGCCCUUUUGGAUACCCUGGUGCCCAUGAUCCCUCACAACAGCCUUUCCAACAGCAAACCGGGACUGCAUCGCUUAUUUAGUCUUCACCUGUCUCUCACCGUCUCAUUCACGCAUAUAUUCCUUUUUCAAUUCUAUCUCUUAUCGCUAUUCCUCGCUCAAGUCCCUACUGUCGUUUACGCUCGGAUAUCACGUUGCCUGGACCUCCCAUUCAUUUCUUCUUUACCUGUCUCCUGUAUAAUCUAGUAGUCGAGCUUGCGGAAGCGUCUUGAAUAAGGACCAAUUUUUGCUUUGCA